Molecule: messenger RNA, 3734 nt
Organism: Schizosaccharomyces japonicus yFS275
Lineage: Eukaryota; Fungi; Ascomycota; Schizosaccharomycetes; Schizosaccharomycetales; Schizosaccharomycetaceae
Product: ski complex RNA helicase Ski2
Exons: 3
Coding region: 80-3706 (1208 amino acids)
Biological process (GO): mRNA catabolic process; RNA catabolic process; endoplasmic reticulum unfolded protein response
Cellular component (GO): cytoplasm
Molecular function (GO): ATP binding; RNA binding; RNA helicase activity
Source: RefSeq, a predicted model, not a curated record
GGAGCUGUAGCGCGAAGUUCCUUGCUGAGACCUCAAUGAUGAGCAAUAGCGCCUGCAUCGCCUUUUGCAUCGGUACCACAUGGCAGAUUCAGGACUCGGUUCCUUUGAGAGUUCUAACCUGGCAUCGUUGGAUGCAGUCGAGGAUUUGUUUGACCUUCCUUUGGACGAUUUGAAUGGCCAAACGGAAAACAGCAAAAUAUCUUCUGAAGCAUUACUACAACCUUCUAAGGUUUUUUCACAAAAAUGGUUAUCACAGUUGCAAAAACAAUGGCCUGAUUCAGCAAACUAUGAUGACUUAAAUGGCUAUCCUCGGACAAUGUCUCGUUUGGAAAUUCAACUCAUUCGUCAAGGAUUAGAUGGUCAUGUCAUUGGAUACCGUGAGAUUUCUAACGCAAAUGAUGAACUUAAUGCAACAAACUCUUCAAGUUUAAACCGUCGUCCAGCCGCCAAAGCUGACUUUGUUAGAGGUAAAACAAGUCAUAUACCUUUCCAUCCUGGUGGACUGGCACCCUCUACUUCAGACGUUGAUGAACCUAAUGCGGAGCAGAAGGUUGCCAUGGCUCUUCGGGGAGCAGAUGGUCUUUAUCAAGUACCGCCCGGCUUCUCACACGGCCUUCCAAUUUCAGAAAACUGGGACACUGAAAGCAUUCGUCCACUUAAUAGGAUAUACACUACUUUAAAUGAGCUGCAAGAACAAAUUCAAGCGGUUACUUCUAAGCACACCGAAAUUGACGAUCUUCUUCCAGAGAAAAAGCAGUUGGCAGACUUGCCUGUUUCUCGUGAUAUGAUACCUCGAAAAGAGUAUGCUCAUGUAGUAGACAGCAAAUCGACUAUGGAAAACUUCCAUCAACUUGUUCCCGAAAUGGCUAUUGAGUAUCCUUUUGAACUCGACAAUUUUCAGAAGGAAGCAGUUUAUCACCUAGAAAUGGGUGAUUCAGUUUUCGUCGCCGCUCACACGAGUGCCGGUAAAACUGUCGUUGCUGAAUAUGCCAUUGCUUUGGCCCAAAAACAUAUGACUCGUGCCAUUUACACAUCACCUAUUAAAGCCUUGUCAAAUCAAAAAUUUCGGGAUUUCAAAACAAAAUUUGAAGAUGUCGGUAUCUUGACAGGUGAUGUUCAGGUGAAUCCCGAUGCAUCCUGUCUAAUCAUGACGACUGAGAUUCUUCGAAGCAUGCUUUAUCGUGGCUCCGAUUUAAUUCGCGAUGUCGAGUUUGUUAUUUUCGAUGAAGUUCACUACGUCAACGAUUUAGAGAGAGGUGUCGUUUGGGAGGAAGUUAUUAUUAUGUUACCAGCUCAUGUCACACUUAUUUUGCUGUCUGCAACAGUUCCUAACACAAAAGAGUUUGCAUCUUGGGUUGGUCGUACUAAGAAGAAAAACAUCUACGUUAUAUCGACUUCUAAGCGGCCAGUUCCUUUAGAGCAUUACCUUUACGUCAAUCAGAACAUGUAUAAAAUUGUGGACCAAAAUAACAGAUUCUUGAGUGAUGGAUACAAAGAAGCUUCGUUAGCUUUGAAGGGUCCGGAGAAGGUCAUUCCGCCGGCACAGAAGAAUCAAAAUGGAACAAGAGGUCGUGGUAAUCCCCGUGGACGUGGCAACCAAAGAGGACGCGGUUCCCAAGUUAAUCUAAUGCGUGGCAGAGGUAAUGUUCGCGCUGGUGAACGGAGAGAUGUCAACGUAUGGGUACAUUUAGUCGGUCACCUCCAGAAACAAAAUCUUCUCCCCGUCAUUGUGUUUGUAUUUUCGAAAAAACGUUGCGAGGAGUAUGUUGACACGCUUGCCAAUCGUACCUUAAAUACACAAAAAGAGAAGAGUGAAGUUCAUAUUGUGAUCGAAAAAGCCAUUGCAAGACUCAAAAAGGAAGAUCGAAAUCUUCCUCAGAUCGGCCGCAUGCGCGACAUGCUGUCUCGGGGUUUAGCUGUUCACCAUGGCGGUUUGCUCCCAAUUGUCAAGGAAAUUGUCGAGUUGCUAUUCCAGAGGGGACUUGUUAAAGUUCUGUUUGCGACGGAAACUUUCGCUAUGGGUGUUAACAUGCCUGCAAAAUCUGUCGUCUUUUCCGGCACACAGAAGCAUGAUGGUCGAAGCUUUCGCGAUUUGUUACCUGGUGAAUAUACACAGUGCUCUGGACGUGCUGGCCGUCGUGGUCUUGAUUCCACGGGCACAGUAAUUAUUUUAGUGCGCAGUGAUAUCCCCGAUACCGCUUCCCUUCAUCAUAUGAUACUAGGAACUCCUACUAAACUUGUGAGUCAGUUCAGACUGACUUACAAUAUGGUUUUGAACUUGCUCCGCGUUGAGACACUUCGUAUUGAAGAUAUGAUUAAGCGAAGCUUCAGUGAAAACGCCAGCCAAAUGUUAUUACCACAGCAUGAAAAAGAGAUUGUAUCGUUUGAAGACAAACUCGAAACAAUACGUAGUCAGAUGCGUGGUAUGCAUACUUUGAUCGGCGAGUUUCUUGAACGUUGUUUGCGCAUAAAGGAGUAUGUACAAAUUAUGCAUCAACGGGCUAUACGUACGCCAAAUGGUCGGCGACUUUUCAAAGAGGGACGCGUUGUUGUUUUCCAACACGCGAAUGCCACUCGAAGUGUUGCCGUCUUAUUGGGUUCAGCAUUGACUACGUCUUCGGAUGAUUGUUCUUUGGAAGCUGCAUUCUUAUCCCCUAUCGAUGACCAGAAAAGACCAAGUGAUCUCUUACCCUUCACUUCUUGUCUGCAACCAUUCAUCGAUGCCACGGUUCUCCAGGAUUGGUCACGCUUCCGUUACGGUUAUAUCACCCUUUCAACAAUUGAACGUGUCUGUGAUACUUUAGUUAAGGUGGAUUGUAACGGUGUGCGUGAUCGCAGAGAGAACGCUUUCAAAAAGCUUGCUGCUCAAUUUGCAAGUGUUCAUGACUUUGGUAACUCAAUAUUCGAUGAGAUUGUGUGGACUAAGGUUAAGGAGUUCAGCUUCAAGGAAGCAGAAGAAAAGCGCCAUCACGAAGAAAUGGUGAUCGCGACAUCACCGUGUCUUGAAGAGGUCAAUUUUACAACGCAGUUUGCUCUUUGUUACCAAGAGCAUCAAUUGAAUGUAACAAUUGAGAAUUUGAGAUUACAAAUUUCUGAUCAAAAUCUCGAGUUGCUACCUGACUAUGAACAGAGAAUUCGCGUCUUAGAAGAACUGGGUUACAUUGAUUCUAAACGUACAGUUCAGUUGAAGGGUCGCGUUGCUUGCGAAAUUAAUUCUGCGAACGAGCUUAUCCUUACAGAGCUUAUUCUUGAAAAUACGCUGGCUGAGUUCACCUGUGAAGAAAUUGUCGCCUUAUUGUCUGCAUUUGUCUUUAGUGAAAAGACCGAAGUCGAACCGACUAUUUCUGCACACUUGGCAAAAGGCAAAGCAAUGAUUCUUAGCGUUGCAGAUCGCGUCAACAGUAUUCAAGAAAAGCACCAAGUGCUUUACUUCAAUGAGGGUAAUGACUUUGAAUCUCAGCCUCGUUUUGGUCUUAUGGAAGUUUGUUAUGAAUGGGCCAGAGGCAUGUCUUUCCAACGGAUAACGGAUUUGACUGAUGUUUUAGAGGGUUCUAUUGUUCGAACAAUUAUUCGACUAGAUGAGGUUCUUCGCGAAUGUCGUGGGGCUGCCAGGGUUGUUGGUGAUGCAUCAAUGUACGCAAAAAUGGAAGAGUGUCAAAAUUUAAUCCGCAGAAACAUUGUCUUUUGUCCUUCGUUAUAUAUGUAACUUAAUGAAUGAAUUCAUUACGAAUCUA